This is a messenger RNA of Pogonomyrmex barbatus (red harvester ant), 1377 nucleotides long. RefSeq names its product cuticular protein analogous to peritrophins 3-D (gene Cpap3-d). Gene Ontology annotation, molecular function: chitin binding. The record is from RefSeq and is a predicted model, not a curated record. Gene Ontology annotation, cellular component: extracellular region. Lineage: Eukaryota; Metazoa; Arthropoda; Insecta; Hymenoptera; Formicidae.
GGGGACCGUCCCGGAGGUGUACCGAGGCCGACACCUAAAGUGCGCGCCAAUCGCCAACUUCGCCGUCAGAGACAGUAGUCAAGCCGAAGAGAGUGCCGGAAAGAUGAGCUAUUCGAGGAGCGUGACCCUGCUGCUGCUCCUGGCAGUCCUGGCACGUGCCCAUGGUGCCACUCUACUCAAUGCUCCGCCAUGCCCUGAUCCUUAUGGGAUCCACGCUUACGCUCACCCUGAGGAUUGCGGGGCUUUCUUCUUGUGCACGAAUGGCACGCUAUCCUUCGAAUACUGCGAAAACGGACUUCUGUUUGACGGACACGGUGCUGUGCAUAAUCAUUGCAAUUAUAAUUGGGCCGUCGAUUGCGGUAAUCGCAAGGCCGAUUACACGCCGAUCAGCAGCCCGGGCUGCGAAUAUCAGUUCGGCAUGUACCCGGACAGCGAUAGCUGCAGCACCACUUACAACAAGUGCAUCUACGGUGAUCCACAUCAGACCCAUUGCGACCCUGGCCUGGUCUACAACGCCAAGACCCACACGUGUGUGUGGCCGGACGAGCUCAUCCCCUUCUGCAACCCCGAGGCUAUAGUGGGAUUCAAGUGCCCGCACAAGCUGCCCCCCCACAGUCCCGCCGCCAAGUUCUGGCCCUACCCGAGAUUCCCUGUGCCGAGUGACUGCGGCAGGUUGAUCACCUGUGUGGAUGGACACCCGCGACUUCUCACCUGCGGAGAUGGAAAAUUGUUCGAUUCUGUGAGCCUGACUUGUCUGGACCCGGAUGAAGUUCCUCACUGCUCAAAUGGCAUUUAAACGUGGAGGCACAUUCUUGACAAUCAACAAACAUCAGACAACGAAUUAUACAAUCGGUAAUAAAUUAAAAUUUGAUAAAACGAUAUGAGAAUGUUAAUUAGAGAGUUUUAAAUAAAACUAAAAAAUUAUGUGUACAGUAAAAAAAUUAAAUUAUCACAGGACAAAAUUGAUUCUGGAAAUUGAUUAAGAGAACUAAGGAGAAAAAUCAAUUAUAAAAGUCAAGGUAACUAUAAAGAUAAAUUAUAAAAAUAUUAUUAAGAAGACAUACACUUUUAUACAAAAAAACUAGAAGAAAUUAAUUAAAACUAAAGGCAAAAUAAAAGAUUUAUAUUCCUGUUAGAUUCUAUUUUGAUUCGGCGUUGCCAAUAGGUGGAGAAUAUAUCAAACGUAAAUUAUUAUUAAUAAUAGACGUUUAAAGGGGACUUAAUUGCAUGUAUCAUGCGUGAAGAGCAAAUGUACAAUAUGUAAUACAUAUAGUGUAUUUAUAUAAUACGAUAUGUAAUACAUAUAAUGUAUUUAUGAUAAAUAUAGUAACAAUGUACAGCCAGGCAACAUUGAAUAAAAUCUGGACAUGCGUAUAA